AUGAGUGCCUUACAUCUCAUCGACGACAUCCGCAGUGCAGGUCUUGUCUUCUGCAGCAGGACAAACAUGGCGACCCUGAAACUAUUUUCGGCGAGUCGGUCAGCAAAUACCUGCUUACAGAAACUAGUACGACCAGGAGCAUGUUUGUACCAGCAGAAAAGGUCCAAAUACAUGAAUAUCAGCAAAGAUCGAGGUGCUACUGAUUAUCUUGGUAUGACAGGUGACGGUGUUGCUGUUUUGUUCUUCAGGGAAGCUGUUAGAGGACUUGCCAUUAUUACGGGAAUGGUCUUUAAGGAACCUGCUACUAUCAAUUACCCAUUUGAGAAGGGACCUCUUAGUCCACGUUUCCGAGGAGAACAUGCCCUCCGUCGUUACCCAUCAGGAGAGGAGCGAUGUAUUGCAUGUAAACUGUGUGAAGCAGUAUGUCCAGCGCAGGCCAUCACUAUAGAAGCUGAGCCAAGGGCAGAUGGCAGUCGUCGGACGACGAGAUACGAUAUUGAUAUGACGAAGUGUAUUUACUGUGGCUUCUGUCAAGAGGCUUGUCCAGUGGACGCCAUUGUUGAGGGUCCCAACUUUGAAUAUUCAACAGAAACACAUGAAGAGUUACUAUACAACAAGGAAAAGUUGUUACACAAUGGAGAUAAAUGGGAGGCAGAGAUCGCUGCUAAUCUACAGGCAGACCACCUUUAUAGAUAGAAAGUGCUAAAGACACUCCUACAGUUUGUACAUAAUAUAAAUACCUGUGUAAUGGAUCAAUUACAAACACUCAGCAACUCUCUGUGUUGGUUUGAAAUGUUACAUUGAAGGAAAAAAACUUUGACUUUUUUUUUUAAACAUCAUUGUGAUCAGUUUGAGUGUUAAUAAAUUAAAGUCAACUAACAAAGGCUGAAUAAAGAUGAGACAACAAAAAAAAA
This is a messenger RNA of Ylistrum balloti, 914 nucleotides long. Its product is annotated as NADH-ubiquinone oxidoreductase subunit 8-like. The transcript is spliced from 7 exons. Gene Ontology annotation, biological process: mitochondrial electron transport, NADH to ubiquinone; mitochondrial respiratory chain complex I assembly. The record is from RefSeq and is a predicted model, not a curated record. NCBI's taxonomy places the organism in Eukaryota, Metazoa, Mollusca, Bivalvia, Pectinida, Pectinidae. Bases 1 to 696 code for a protein of 231 amino acids. Gene Ontology annotation, cellular component: membrane. Gene Ontology annotation, molecular function: NADH dehydrogenase activity; 4 iron, 4 sulfur cluster binding.